AUGGUAGUAAGACAGUUGGAGAGCAAAGUCCAUCCACAGUUCCUCCUCCCCAGCAUCCUUUUGUACAGGUGGUAUAUAGAUAUCGUAAUUUUUUGGAGGACAGUGACAGAUUUGAAGGCCUUUGUCAAUACUAUUAAUGAUAAUUCCUACGGGUUGACCCUGGAAGUGGAACAAGCUAAUCCCUUAGAGGUCCACUUCCUGGACAUAAAUGAUAGAGUGGAGGAGUCACACAUCCGCAUCUCUGUAUUCCAUAAACCAGAGUCCUUGGCUAUUUUAAGGGCCCUACACUACAUAAAGAAGGAACAAAGAACCUUUAAGAACAAGGCUGUAUACAUUUUCACUGAUAGCAAGGUAGCCCUGCACCAGAUACAAAAUCUUAAUGUCAACCUCCCCAUUAUAAGGGAUACUAUCAACGCCCUCAACCACCUCAAUGGAUCCACAGUCAUCGCCCUCGCCUGGACUAAAGGGCACUCAGGCAACAGGGGGAACGAUCGUGCAGACUUCCUUGCCAAAAAGGCUACACAUAACCUUGAUACCAGCGCAUACUCAAAAGUGCCUUACAGUUGGAUGGCAAAUCAGCUGCUCAGCUAUAUUUACCAACAAUGGCAAAGAAAUUGGGACAGCAGCAGCACUGGGAGGACAACCUACUGCUUCUUUCCCCUGCUGGCAAACAGGGCAAGAUUUGACCACUUCACCCCCUCUUAUGAACUCACGCAAAUCAUGACGGGCCACGGAAACUUUAAAGGUUAUCUGGCCCAUUUCCUCGGCAAAGGGAAUGGACAAUGCCAUUGCUCGCUUAAUGAAUGGGAUGACAGCGACCACUUGCUGUUCCACUGCCCUCUGUACGAGAACAAACGAAGACAACUGAUACAAGCUGUGAUGCAGGAGAACGAAGUGUGGCCAUGUCCGGCAAGUCUUCUUCUCAGCAACAAAGACAUUUUCACAAAAUUCAAUGAAUUUAUUCGCCAAAUUAAGGUGCUCAGCUAA
Centruroides sculpturatus (bark scorpion) is the source of this 987-nucleotide messenger RNA. RefSeq lists its product as uncharacterized. The record is from RefSeq and is a predicted model, not a curated record. Lineage: Eukaryota; Metazoa; Arthropoda; Arachnida; Scorpiones; Buthidae. Gene Ontology annotation, molecular function: nucleic acid binding; RNA-DNA hybrid ribonuclease activity. The coding region runs from base 1 to 987 and encodes 328 amino acids. The transcript has 2 exons.